Messenger RNA from Saprolegnia diclina VS20, 482 nucleotides. RefSeq names its product small nuclear ribonucleoprotein D3. Gene Ontology annotation, molecular function: RNA binding. Gene Ontology annotation, biological process: RNA processing; spliceosomal snRNP assembly. Gene Ontology annotation, cellular component: pICln-Sm protein complex; precatalytic spliceosome; catalytic step 2 spliceosome. Lineage: Eukaryota; Oomycota; Saprolegniomycetes; Saprolegniales; Saprolegniaceae. The record is from RefSeq and is a predicted model, not a curated record. The coding region runs from base 51 to 392 and encodes 113 amino acids. The transcript has a single exon.
GUUUUCAGAGGUAUUGGCCGUCGAAGCUAAGACCACACAAACCCGUCAUCAUGUCCAAGUCCUUGGGCGUCCCGCUGAGCCUGCUCCAUGAAGGCGAAGGCCAUACGAUCACGCUCGAGCUCAAGAACGGCGAGAUCUACAAGGGCCACCUCAUGGAGGCCGAAGACAGCAUGAACUGCCAGCUCAAGGACGUGACGCUGACGGGCCGCGACGGCCAGCUCAGCCGCCUCGAGCAGGUCUACAUCCGUGGCAGCCAGGUCAAGCUCUUCAUCCUGCCCGACAUGCUGCAAAAGUCGCCGCUCUUCAAGAAGAUCCAGGCGCUCAAGAAGCCGAACGACAAGAAGGCCAAGAAGGGCAAGGGUCGUGGGCGCGGCGCGGCGCCCAAGCCGUAGUGCAGCGCGCAAUCGCUAGGAACCACCCACGACUCGUCCUAUCUUAUAACCACCUCGAAUAAAUAUCGUACACGUAGCAACGUCCUGCAA